AUGAAGUUGUUGUCCACCGUCUUGGUACUAUUGUGCCUUGUCGCGCUAUCCAAAGCAGCUGCUUUUGAUUGCGAGGCUUUAACUUAUGAUCAAUGCUCCAAGUAUCCAACCAAGUGUUUUGGUAUCAAGGGAAAACAUUGUUGCCCUGGCUCUGAUGAUGUGACGGCAUGCCAGACAUUGACUCCAGAAGUGAUGAGCUGCACACCAAACCCUAGACUUUCAAAUUGGUGUCUUGCAUCUGAUGGUGACGUUCUCCAGUUGGACGUCAACAACUGUCGUCGUCCAGACGGCUCGUUCAUCCCACUGAACGACACAUGUGCCCGUGGCAAGUGUCCAGCAGGCUUCCAAUGUGUUGACGAGGCAGCCUCCACCAGCUGCAAGGCCAACAAGCGUGCCGCCAACCAAUGCUGCGGCUUCCGCGCCAAGUGUGUACCCAACGACAUUCCAGAGGACCCCUCCCCCGUCGGUACGAUCGACCUCCCCAGCUCAGACAACUUUGUCUCCAAGACCUACCCCAAGGGCAUGGUCAUCCCAACAUGUUCCUCGCUCAAGUGCCACGACUCACUUCGCUGCAUUGAGGAUCCGACCAGCGGCGCAAGAUGUGUUGCCUCCUGCAGCUCAGUCAAGUGCCCCAACAACACCAAGUGCGUGGAGAUCACCUCGGGCCGUCUGUCAUGUGUGUCUGCUUGCAGCAAGAUGAAGUGCCCAGUUGGCACUGAGUGUGUUGACGAUCCAAAGCAGGGCGGCAAGUGCCAGCCACUUACAUGUAAGUCACUCAAGUGUGACCCUGGCACCAAGUGUGUGGACAAUGACAAGUUGGGCGCUACAUGUGAAUCUCUGUGUGCCAGCAAGGUCUGUCCCGAUAACUUUGCCUGCGCCAUCAACGACACGACCAACCUGCCCUGGUGCCGCUCGACCCUGGACUGCACAAUGGUGACCUGUGACGAUGGCAUGGAUUGCGUUGAGAACGAGGUCGAGGGUCCAUACUGCCAGAAGCCCGUGCCCAAGUGUGCCUCUGUGACCUGUGACGAUGGCAUGGUAUGCAUUGAGGAUAGCUCCGAAGUUGGCACACGUUGUGUGUUCACCAACUGCUCGAUGCAGACCUGUGACGAAGGCCAGAUAUGUGUGAUCAACGCCAGCACUUCACUCCCACAAUGUGUACCCAAGCCCACUUGCGCCAACACUGAGUGCACCAACGACACUUAUUGCAAGGAGGAGGAGGAUGGCCCCAAGUGUGUGCCCAAGCUGAGCUGCUCGCUGAUCAACUGUGGCGCCGACUUCCGUUGUGUGGACGACCCCGAGAAGGGCGCCAGCUGCAUCCAGAAGAGCAUCCUGUCGUGUAGCGUCAUCAAAUGUCUCGCGGGCUACGCAUGCAUCAAUGAUCCGGUCGAAGGAGCCAAGUGCAGGAAGAGCGCCACGCCAACGACGGCCCCAACCAAGCCGCCCGUCACCCCCAAGCCCGCCACCAAGCUCGACACUGGAAGUGACAACAGGACCUCAUCCGACAUCUGUAGGGAUAUGUACUGUCCAAUUGAUACUAUCUGUAUGAAUGACGAGUCCAACGGCGGAUGGCUGUGCGCCCCAGUUCGUGAAUGCAGCCAAUCCUACUGUAAGACUGGCUUUGAGUGUUUUGCCGACUCUUCUCGUGUUGGCAGCUGUCGCAGGAUCACCUGCUCCACAUUGAACUGCCAGCGACCAUUAAUAUGUCACUCGACCAAGAAUGGAGUUCCAGAGUGUGCCGCCCCCUCAUAA
This is a messenger RNA of Acytostelium subglobosum LB1, 1752 nucleotides long. RefSeq lists its product as hypothetical. Lineage: Eukaryota; Evosea; Eumycetozoa; Acytosteliales; Acytosteliaceae. Bases 1 to 1752 code for a protein of 583 amino acids. The record is from RefSeq and is a predicted model, not a curated record. The transcript has 2 exons.